UAGGAUUUUUCAGGUCAGGCUAAACUCACUAACACAGAUACUACAAUAUCUGCCACUGUCAAACACUCCAGAUUAAGUUUAGGUGGAGGUAACAUUUACCUCAGUAUAGCAGAAGAAUAUCAUGCAGUAAAAGUAUUUCAAAGGUGUAACGUAAUCAGAUCCAGAUAGGAAUGACGCAGAUCAAGUGUGGACUUCUGUGCAAGUGAGACUGGUACCUGACAUUUUUAUGGCUGGAUCGUUGUACAUUAUGAGGCCUUUUUCGGUGGUCAAGAGCUGCAUAGUGCGUUGACUGAUGUUAUCAUGGUGUAUAAAGAAGCUGCUUUGGUGACAAAUCUCUACUUCAUAUGGCAGAAAUGUAUGAAACAUGAGCAGCCAGAAAUAAGAACCAUACAUGUGGGACACAAUGUAUGUUCCUCCAUAACUGGAGAGGAAGUUUAUAUUCCACACAAGUACCCUCACAACCGAGUUGUAUCAUCACAGUAUACCCUUCUAACUUUUCUCCCUAAAAACCUCUUUAGUCAGUUUCGACGUAUCGCCAACUUCUAUUUUUUGGUUGUUGGAAUCAUUCAGUUGAUUAUUGACACACCAGUCACCCCCAUUGCCACAAUCCUGCCAUUAACCUUUGUCAUCACAGUAACUGCAAUAAAACAGGGUUAUGAGGACUGGUUGCGACAUAAAGCCGAUAAAGAAAUCAACUACAGAAAUGCCACUGUCGUUGAGAAAGGUCAUCUCAAAGACUGCAGAUCAAUGGACAUCAAGGUGGGUGACAUUGUUCGUGUCCAGAUAAACGAGAAGUUCCCCUGUGACCUUGUCAUGCUGUCAUCUAAUAAUCAAGAUGGCAAGUGUUAUGUGACUACUGCCAACCUUGAUGGAGAGACAAAUCUGAAGACACAGGUAUGUAUUCCUGAGACAAGAAAAUAUCGACUGGACACAGACUUUGAAGGAUUGGAAGCUGUGAUAGAAUGUGAGAAGCCCGUGGCUGACUUGUACAGAUUUAUUGGCCGCCUUCACAUAAUGCAAAAUGGACAAAAGAUCACCAGGCCUUUGUCACUAGAAAAUAUUUUGCUUCAAGGAGCCAGACUCAGGAACACAACCUUUAUAUAUGGUUGUGCAGUUUAUACAGGCCAAGAAACAAAGAUGGGUCUCAACUCUAAAUUCAAAACGACCAAGUUUUCUCAUGUUGAGAGGAGAAUGAACACUUUUCUCAUCGUCUUUAUCAUCACUUUAUUUUUAUUGUCAUCAAUUUUUACGGGUCUCAAGUACUGGUACACAACAACAUUCAUUCUUCCCUGGUAUGUUCCUCCAGGCAAAGAUGAACUCACAACUAUGAACGUCAUUGAGGACUUUCUAGCAUUCACUGUCUUAUACUACUACAUUAUUCCGAUCUCUCUUUAUGUGACUAUAGAAAUUCAGAGAGUUGUUGGAUCGAUGUUCUUCAAGUGGGAUUGUUCUAUGUAUGAUGACGAGUUAGAUCACCCAGCUCAGGCAAACACAUCGGAUCUCAAUGAAGAGCUUGGACAGGUGGAGUAUCUGUUCGCUGACAAGACAGGGACUCUAACAGAGAACACCAUGCAGUUGCGCUUUUGUUCCAUUAAUGGGAUAAUUUAUGAGGAAAUAAAUGAUACGCUAUGUGAAUACAACUCAUCACAGCCUGUCUCCAACAUGUCUGAACAUUUAAUUGAGUUCUUCACUGUCCUGGUCCUAUGUCACACUGUGCGGGUGGACCAUAAAACAAGCGGUGAUACAGUAGUCAGCACUGAUAGCAUUUACAGUCAUUCAGGCAAAGACUACGAAUAUAAUGCAUCAUCACCUGAUGAAAAAGCACUUGUGGAGGCAUGCCGCAAGUAUGGGAUUGUCUUCCAUGGGAGCAGAAAUGACCACAUGGAGGUGACUUUUCAAGACACAAUGAAGCGGUUCAAGGUGUUAAACAUUUUGGAGUUUGAUUCCAUUCGUCGUUGUAUGAGCGUCAUUGUACAGGAUGAGACGGGUGAAAUUCAUGUGCUUUGCAAGGGUGCAGAGAUAGAUAUUUUUGAAAAGGUCUCCAGUGGUGACCUUCAAUCAGCUUCUAAGCAUAUUAACCAGUUUGCUAAGUUGGGUCUGCGAACAUUGGCCAUUGCAAAGAAGACAAUCUCCAGAAUAGAGUUUGAAACAUUGAAUGGAGCGCUCCUAGAGGCUAAGAGUUGUCUUCAGAGGAGAGAGAAGAAGGUUUUAGAAGUGUGCAACAUGGUUGAGAGUGAACUCAAAUUGUUGGGAGUCACAGCAGUGGAAGAUAAGCUGCAGAAGGAUGUGCCCGAAACCAUCAUCAAGCUCCGCAAUGCUGGCAUCAAGGUAUGGGUACUGACUGGGGAUAAAGAAGAGACAGCCAUCAACAUCAGUUACUCUACAGGUCACUUCAAUAUGGGGAUGAAAGAGCUUCAUCUCACUGGAAACGUAACAUCUGACGACUGUCAGAUUGCCAUUACACGUCUCUGUCAGACGAUAACUUUGUCAGAUGAUGGUGAUGAAUAUGUCCUGAUAAUUGAUGGUCAGUCACUUCAUCAUGUUCUCGCCAAUCAUCAGCCAGCUCUCCGGCAGCUAUGCAGCAGCUGUGUGGCUGUACUCUGCUGCCGAAUGUCACCGAUACAGAAAGCACAGGUUGUGCGAUUUGUGAAACACUUAGCUGGGGCACCGGUGACGGCUGCCAUUGGAGACGGUGCUAAUGAUGUCAGCAUGAUCCAUGAAGCUCAUGUUGGAAUAGGAAUAAUGGGCAAAGAAGGGCGAAUGGCUGUGACCAACAGUGACUAUGCCUUUGGAAAAUUUCGAUUUCUGUCACGAGCCCUGCUGUUACAUGGCCACUUGUACUACAUUCGAUUAGCCACAGUGGUGCAAUACUCUUUCUACAAGAAUGUGGCAUUCAUUACUCCACAAGUUUUCUAUCAGUUUUUUUGCCAUUUCUCACAACAGUCAGCAUAUGACUCGUUUUAUCUGCUGUUCUACAACAUCACCUGUACAUCACUACCCAUCCUCAUCUACGGCAUGUUUGAGCAGCACAUGUUGCAGUCCAAACUUCUGGGAAAACCUGCCUAUACAAGUCUUUGGCAUGGGGUUGUUUGCUUCUUUGGAGUUUACCUUCUGUUUUACGACGACAUCACACUAAAGCCAUCUGGAAAGAUGCUGGAUUUGUUUUCAUUUGGAACCGUCAUCAACGUGGCUUUGAUUUUUGUUGUUAAUCUGAAACUGGCCUUGUUCACUCAUUUCUGGGCAUGGCCAAUGUUUGGUGCAUACGCCUUCUCCUUCGUGGGCAACAUGUCUUUGUCAUUCCUAGUCUCCUCCGUCACUUGGGGGUCGUGGGCAACUAAUUCUAACUCUUUUUUCGGAGUCUUGGAGGAGGUGAUGGGGACUGGUAUGAUAUGGCUGGGCCUUCUUGUCAUUAUCUGCAUUGCCUUGCUUCCUGAUCUCCUUGUCCGCAUAUACCAAGACAUCCGUAACCACCAGACUGUCUACAGGCCGGACCUGUAUCGGCCUCCUGGCGACAGAUUAAUCAUUUCAUUCACCAAGCGGUCAGGAACCCUCACCAUCUCCCAAGAGGCACUGGUGGCUAGCCCAAGCCCCACAACUUCUGAAUCCCCUUGUGUUCUAGAGCUUCGUGUCUUCUGUUCAUCCUCAUUUAUUACCAGGUGGGUUAAAGAAAGGCAGUUAAUUUAGAGAUGAAUCCAUCACCAGAAAGAAAUAACGAAGAACCUACGAGUGAAAGACAGAAAUUGUUCCGACCCAUUCGUCUGUAUUCCACUGAGACUAUGUGAGGGAAAUUAAUUUGAUGCAAUAUUUUUUAGAAAUGUGGAAUUUAUGUGCUACUUUUUAGUAGCUUGUUGUUGAGAAGUUUAGCUGACUCCAGUUUUGGAAGUUGUAAUGUAAAGGAGGCAGCAUCCAUGACUACCAUAAUAUGUACUUAGUGUAAUGUCUAGGGACAUAUAUCAUAUGUUUCCUGUUCUUACACAGCAAAGCAUAAAGAAUAUAUGUUGCUUCAUGUGCGCUUGCAUGCACACACACACACACAAAGUACAGAAAGGACAGGCUGUUGAUGUUCUUAGCAUUUGUACAGUCUGUGAUAGUGUAUAUUUCCCCUUUGCUCCACAUUGUUGAAUUACUGAAGAUUUUGAACUGCAAGGUGAGUGCUGUUAUUUCACUUUAACGAUACCAUGCUUCAUGGAUAAACAUAUUGCAAUGUGUUGGCAGUUCCUAUCACAGGCUGUAUGCAAGCAGGCAUGGCACCAGGCUUUUAAUGCUUAAAAUAACAACUUAAAGCUGUUCUCAUUUCGCUGACAGUAUUUGAGGAACAGACAUUUGUAUUUAUGGAAAUGUUUUCAGAAAAGCCCUUUUUCCUCUGUUUUGUAGGUGUUGUGCAUCCAUGUGCACAUGUGUGUGUGUGUGCGUGCCAUGUUUAAUUAUAUGUUCAUAUAAAUGUUACCUGAAAAUAUGUAUGUGUGUUUGUAAGAGAGAAACACUGAAAAAAAAAUAAACACAGAUGUACAACCAGUGGAAUACUUUAUAUUUUGACUUUUUUCAUAACUAUGCUUAAAUUAGGUUUUUACAAGAUAUCAAAACUGUAAACUUUCUGUGUUAUUAUUGAUGGUGGUCUUAUUUGCAACAACAGUGACAGCUAUUUAUCAAGAAUGACGUCUAUCAAAUAUACCUCACUGUUUUUUGUUUUUCUCCCUCAGUGACAGCGAUUGCUAUUUUUUAAAGCAUAUCCUGACCCACAAUUUUCUGGCCAUAAUUCCCUUCCCCACCCGCUCUCACGAUCCUUCUGUCUUCUUCCCUUUUCUUUCUUACACUCCUGCACUUUUACUUUCUGAUCAUAUACACGUGUGUACAUUUAUACUCAGGCAGAGACUUUCUGUGAAGGUAUGUUUGAAGUUUUAGCUUGGUCCUAACAUAAUAUUUAAAUAUAUUUCAAAGGAUGUAAAUUAAUAGUUUUUUUGGAUUUCACUUUUGAAUGCAGCAGUUUCUUUCCCAGAAUGGAUUACAGUUCUGGUAUAAGAGCAAUUUAGAAAUGAUUAAAUCCAGUCAUUGAUUAAAUGACAAUGAUUAAAUCCAGUCAUCUGCAGCUGAUAGUCAUACCCUAUUGAAAUUUGCAUGUACUUACUCUUAUCUUUUGAAUUCUGUGCACUUUGUACAGUUCUGAUUUGAGGUUUAAGAGCCAUCAUGACAUGACAGUAUGAAUGAAUUUUUUUUUUCUGUCUUAAUGUUAUGAAAGAUAAAUUUGGAACCAAAAUGUGAAUUCACUAAAAUGUAUAUCAAAAUGACACUGGCUCUAAAAUAUGUCAUAAUCCGCAGCUUUUGUGGUGCUUGAAUGGAAAUGUUUUACUCUAUGAUUUGACUUUUGGUGGUGUUUUGUGACUGGCUACACAUACUACACCAUAUGCAAUCAGAUAUCCCACCAACACAUGCUCACAACUCAAAAAGAGAUGAAUAUUUAUUUUCACAUGGUCACAUAGUUUUGUUUUAUUUAUAAAAAAAAGAAAGAAAGAUUGUAAUUUUCACUGUGCAUCUUCAACCAAUCAUGAGGCAUCAUUCAUCCAGAACUGUGAUCAGAAUGUAAUCUUUCAAACAUAAUUUGCAAGGAAUUGUGAUCAGAGUGUUCUUAUUUGUAUGGUCUUGUGGACAAACCUCUCUGGCAAACCUGAAAAGAUUGAUACUUCCACCAUAAUUUUUUUUAUGGAAUCUGCUUGUUACAUUUCUUUUUUAAUCUAUGUUUUUGUGAAUCUUGCUCAGAUUUAUGGCUCAGUGCCGUGUUGCAAUUAUUUUCUUUAUCAUCGUCAUCAAUGUUUUAUUAAGCAUUUCGUACCUUAUCAUCAUUUCAUGCAUUGAAAUAUGUGAAAAAUUGUGGCUUGUACUCUAUGCUGCUCUUCUGUCAGAAUGAUAGAGGGGAAAAAAGCAUUGAAAGAUGUGUGCAUGUUUUCAGAUAAAAAUUGCCACGUCAAAAUUUUAGAUGCACUUUCUAAUCAAAAUAGCUUUUUAUUUAUCUUUCCUACAAUUUGGUUUCUCUUGUCAAUAGCAAAUACAGUUUACAAAAACAAAACAAAAAAACUGAGCUUGUACUAUUUUAAAAUAUCUGCGAUUGCUAAAGUUGUUUGUUUUGUAGUGGAUGUUAAUCAAAGAUGCUUGUUUUGUGACACCUUUUGCUAAUGAUUGAUUUAUUUUUCUAUAUACAAGAUUCAUUUGAUCAGCGAUAGCUUAAGUUCUUUUUUGAAAAAAAGAAGGAGACAAAACGAUUGCAAAAUGACACACCUGCUUGACUUUUGUCACUUUAAGCUGUUGAAGUUUGAGAGGUGAGUUAUCUAACUGUGUUUUGUUUAUCCCAGAAUUCUAAUAAAUUUUAAUUCUAGUUCCUUUGAACAUUUGCUUAUUAGCAACAGAACUCAGGCCUGAUUCAGCAACUUCUAUUGACUGGGUUAGUCUGUGAUUUGAAGAGUCAGAUUUAGUUUCCUGGUGCUUGCAGCAUUCGUAAAACGCCUACAAUCUGGUUCUUAUUUUUCCAACCCAGUGAAAGGAGAUUUUUUUAUGUUGGAGUUUUGAGAUUCACCAUGUCAUGUGAGUUUUCUCCUAUGGUUUCCGUGGCAUAUAUUUGUUUGCCUAUUCUAAUCAGUCUUUAAAGUAAAUUGACCCUGGAUAAAACCAUUUCUCUUUAUGAAAUUGUUCCCAUGAUUAUUGGGGUGGUUUUUUUUUUUUUUACUUGAUGACUGCAUUAUGUGUCGUUAUUAUAUGAACUAAGGUUAAAUAAAAGUGAAAUUGUAUGUGUUUAUCAUCCACCAUAUCCUUGCCUGUAGCAGUACUGAAUUAAUGCAUAGUCUGUAUUUGACUACAUGUUCUAGUCUUUGAUCUUCAUUAUGUGGAUUCGUACAGCUGAGAGGCAUCUUGCAGUUGCUAGGAGUGACAGUUUAAUGUCUGUGCAUUUUCUUCCCUGUACCACCAGCUUGAGGUUGAUUGUUGAUUCCCAGGUUUGGAAUUUUUUGUAUCCGAGUUCUUAAAUUCAAGCUUUAACAUUCCAUAUGAUAUUGAUCUGUACAAAGAAUGUAGCAUGUGGCAGUUGCUAAAUAAGUGUGGUCGCAGUAGUGGUGUAUUUUAUAUCCAACUCUGUAUAUCUCUAUUUGUGUGUGUAGCUAUCUCUAUGCAAAGGGCCUCAUAAGCUGUGUAAUUUUCUGUUGUGCCUUAUUGCAAUUUGUUGAUGAUCUGAGAAUCUUCUGGAUGAAAGAAUUAGUUGGGAAAAAAAUUCUAGGCACAAGUAAAUUCUGUGAUCUUAAACUGCUGGCAGCAUUUGAAAACAUUAGGAACUGAGGGAAGAAUUCACUGAAAAGUUGAAUAUACUGCUAAUAGUUCUUCGAUUUUUACACAAAACAGAAAGAACAGCUUACUCAAGUAUUAUUUGGUUGUUACUGUUUAACUGAGGUGAUUGGUAAUGCUUUUAAAAUUUUGAUUAUGUGUAUAUUUAAGUGAAAUGUUGUUUUGCGUGUAGACCUGGCAAAAGUAAUAAGCAUAUGAUCUAACAUUACAGAGAAUUGAAAGGUGCUAUAUGUAGGCCAGCCAUUGUCCAUAAGUUUUGGUGCACUUGCCUUUUUAUCAUUACCAAGCUUUACAAUUCCUGUCCAGGAGCCGUAGAUAUAGGCCAGAGUAGCCAUGAUAAUGGGCAAAGUCGAGUUCUGGUGACACAGGCUCUCCCUGUAAAAUUUAAUUUAAAAUAAUACCUUGUCAAAUCUGUCUUGGUCCAUAGCCAUGACCCUAAGAGACUCCCAGAACCAUAGCUAUUGACUGGAGUCUCAAUUUGCUAAGGUAGUUGCCAUGAAUAAUGCUGAAUAAUUGUGUUGACUUGGGAAGUUGUGUUUAGACAACAGUUUCUCUACAGUUUUCACCCAUGCUUGACUCAGUUUGAAAAACCUGGCAGCAUUUUCUUUAAUGUCACUGUGCCUACAUUAAAUCUAAAAGAUGUUUGAGAUUCAACGACUAUGAAUUUAGACCUAGAAAAGUUCAGUUAUUAUCCGUCUGAUUUCAUAUCAUGAACAUAAGGAUGAUAUAAAUAUUUACCUGACCAUUAUUACUUUUGCUGCAAAGUCAAGCCAAUGAGUCUGUGAUUUUGUAGACUAAUUUAUGAUGUCAAAGCUUGUACAAAUGAAGACCUUAAUAUUAUUCUGUACUCUUAUAAUGUUCGACUAUGGUGAUGUGCUUGGAGUGUUAGUCAGUGAUUAUGUACUUUCAUAUUUAAAGGUCUUGUGUUAUCCUGCUCAGAAAAUGAGAUAAAAAAUGUGAAUAUGUGAGCUCAGAUUGUCAUAUUUUUUUUCUUUAGUUAUACUUGAAUUUUAAAGGCAAACCUGAAUGCAGAGUUAUGUUCAUUGCUAAGUUUUGUUCUUAACAGCAUACUAAUUCCCCAUAUCUACUCAGAUUACUCUGAAAUAUGUGCACUUUAACAUUGGAGUUCUCACCAGGAUUUUGAAAACAGGUUGAUAUCACAUUUUUUGCAACAUCGCAAAAGUAGAUCUUUUAUCAUGGUAAUGUCUUAUAAAAUUUAGGUCAUUCUUCUUCGGUAGUAGGGAACAUCUGGUCCACAGGUCUAUAAAGCCUAUGGAUUCAUUUGGUCUGGCCCUGCCAAGGCAAAUGCAGGUAGGAAUUCAAUACAUCUAGCUUUUCUGAUAGCAACAUAAAUUUAUAUUAAGAAAAUAAUAACAGCAAAAGUGUUAACACACUGUCUGUGUGGUCCAUGAAUGAUCUCAUUAAAAUGGCCUUUGAUUUCCCAUCCCUGAUCUACUUGUACCUUUAUACAGAAAAGUUUAUUUUUUAAAAAUGGCAAACUUAUGACAGAACUCUAUUCAGUAGACUUGUCACCAGCUUUGAGCUUAGUUUUAUAUUUGUUUUGAAUUAUCCAUUAGAAGUUUUCAUUGAUUGAUACAAUGUGUUCUUCCUUUCCUCUAUUCCUUCUCGUCCAUCCUUCUGCACAAGGACAUCUGUAGAAUUCCUUAACAAAUUUUAUAUGCUGUCAUCAUUGUCAUCAUCAGUCCUUAAUAACCUUAUCACCAAAUCUCAUCACAUCUAUUGGUUUCUCAGCAAUUUUCUGAAAUAGAUAAGAAAAAAAUAUAAUAAUGUUUUCAUAUAUUCAGCUCUUUUAACUAAGGACUUUCCAUCCCUCCUAUGCUUCCCUCUAGAAAUAAGCCACAACAAUUCCCAACUGGGGUCGUUUGGAGUAGAAAAUCAGUAAAGUGUUCUAUGAAAAAGCGUUAUUCUGAGAGCUAAUAGUGAUCUUGUUUUGCAUACAUAAGAUGCUAAAUCACCAUAUGUCUAACUGCAUCAUGCAGGGACUAUUCAAGAAAUAACAGCUCUUAGAGGAUAAACAGCUAUGGUAUCUCCCAACCUCUGUAACAACAAGGGACUUGUUUCAGCUGUAACUUAAUACCCAGGUUUAUGUAUGAAAUGUUGCACUUAACAUUAUAAGUGUCUGUUUUAACAACAGUAGAAUUUUCAGAAAGAAAUGUUAUAUAUCAUAACCUGUGGCGAAUGCCUACUUAGGACACAAGAUUUCAAUUUAAGCUGUACAGUGAAAUAGAUAUUACAAAGGUAAUAUUUUAUUAUUCACAUUUGCAUGUGCAUGCUUUGGCUAAAAUGGUGAUACAGAAACAAACCAUUCUAUCAACUGUUUCUAUUGAGAUCUCAGGUUUCACUUUUAUGAUUGCAAUUCUCAUCUUGAAACUAAGUAGUUUACUUGAAUGAACAAUAACAAUUUGUUUCUAAUUAACAUCUUGUUCUUUUGUGCCUGUCUAGUGGCCUUAAAUGACUUAUUUCUUGACAUUAUUAUCUUGCAUAAUCUUUUAAACAUUAGAAAAUUAGAAUAGUGUGUCCAGUGCCUCAGUAAUUCUUGUGCUAAUUGGAGAAAAUUCAUUUUCCAAAUCCCUUGUUGAAAUUUCCAUGGUAAUUUUUAUAAGCAGUUGCUGAAUACAACAGCAGAGCAUAUUUCUUUUUUAAUAUUUUGUGCAAAUCAAAUUCCUAAUUGCUAUGUAUCAAAUUGCAAUGAUGAGAUAAAGAUGCAUUUAAAUGUGGAUCAAAUUGAAUUCCAAGCUCCAUUUGUCCUUGCAUAUCAGUACUUAGGACUUGUAUCCUACUUUUAUUAUUUAAAAAAAAAUACGUAGGUUAUUCCCUCACAUUUUUUUUUUUUUUAACGUGUCGGCAAAACACUGUCGUCAAGAUGUAGCUGUCAUCUGUUCAUGUCUGUGUAUGUUUCAGUGUUCAGAAAUAUUUUCCCACCAAUUGUCUUUAUACAUCUCUUAAUAAACACCAGGCUUGUUAGCUAGAUUCGGUGUGUAGUUUCUUCCUGCAGACUUCCUAAUGCUUCAUGUCUCCAGAGGUUCUAAUUAUUCAUAUAUCAUCUGUAUCAAGCAUCAAUCCUUGUCAAACAUGCUUGAAUUAUUUUACUGCUAGUUUCACACUGGGAAGUAUUUUCAUUCAGCGUAAAUUGUGUCCAAUAAAAAUUUCAGGUAAUCAAGUUUUAUUUCCUUAUGUGCGUAAAGAUUCCAGAUUGUUUGUCCCUGUUCUUUCAUCCCAUGCUUAUUUUGUUGUUUUAACAUUCAAGCAUGUAUGUGCCUGCAACUGUAUAUAUGAGCAGAGCACUAUGCACGAGAUUGAAGUAUUAUGUAACCUUUACAAUGUAUAACCUAUAACUGUGUCUUCACUUAUCAUGGAAAGACUUUUUCCAGACAAGGGAAAGCAAAGACAAGUCAUACAAGAUUAUUACAAAGAUAAAUUUUAUGUCACGCAGAUAAAUGUUAUAUCCAAAUGUUAUAUACAUAAUGAUUCAGAUUAUUUUAUUUAUGCAUAAUUUUUUGUGUAAUAUUCUGUAUUGAAUAAACACAUUGCCAUUUUUU
Molecule: messenger RNA, 10883 nt
Organism: Pomacea canaliculata
Lineage: Eukaryota; Metazoa; Mollusca; Gastropoda; Architaenioglossa; Ampullariidae
Product: probable phospholipid-transporting ATPase IF
Exons: 30
Coding region: 301-3684 (1127 amino acids)
Biological process (GO): phospholipid translocation
Cellular component (GO): plasma membrane; trans-Golgi network; endoplasmic reticulum
Molecular function (GO): magnesium ion binding; ATP hydrolysis activity; ATPase-coupled intramembrane lipid carrier activity
Source: RefSeq, a predicted model, not a curated record